AUGGGCCGCUACUCGGGCAAGACGUGCCGGCUGAUCUUCAUGCUGGUGCUCACCGUCGCCUUCUUCGUGGCAGAGCUGGUCUCGGGCUACCUGGGCAACUCCAUCGCGCUGCUCUCCGACUCCUUCAACAUGCUCUCGGACCUGAUCUCGCUGUGCGUGGGGCUGGGCACCGGCUACAUCGCCCGACGCUCCACCCGGGGCUCCCAGGCCACCUACGGCUACGCCCGCGCCGAGGCGGUGGGCGCGCUGAGCAACGCCGUCUUCCUCACGGCGCUCUGCUUCACCAUCUUCGUGGAGGCCAUACUGCGCCUGGCCCGGCCGGAGCGCAUCGAUGACCCGGAGCUGGUGCUCAUCGUGGGCGCCCUGGGGCUGGCGGUCAACGUGGUGGGGCUGCUCAUCUUCCAGGACUGCGCCGCCUGGUUCGCCUGCUGUGGCCGGGGCCGCCGCCGCCGCCGCCGCCAGCAGCAGCCACCGGCCGAGGGCGACGCGCGCGGCGCUUUCGGGGGACCCCAGGGCGCGGAGAGCCGGCGCCAGGCCGCCACCCCGACAGCCCCCGGCGCGACCCUCCGGGUGGCCCCGGCCGAAAGGAAGGAGGAGACGGGGGCGACCGUGUUCUCAAACGUAGCAGGUGAUUCCCUGAACACCCAGACUGAGCCUGAGGAAAUGAUGGAAAAGGAGAAAAAAUCUGAAGCUCUGAAUAUCAGAGGUGUACUUUUGCAUGUGAUGGGAGAUGCCCUAGGCUCCGUGGUUGUGGUGAUCACGGCCAUCAUAUUCUAUGUGCUUCCCCUGAACAGCAACGACCCCUGUAACUGGCAGUGCUACAUUGACCCCAGCCUCACUGUGGUCAUGGUUAUCAUCAUUUUGUCAUCCGCCUUUCCACUCAUCAAGGAGACCGCAUCCAUCUUGCUACAGAUGGUCCCCAAAGGAGUUGACGUGGAAGACCUGAUGAGCAAGCUGUCUAGUGUGCCCGGUAUUAGCAGUGUACAUGAGCUGCACAUCUGGGAACUUAUAAACGGAAAGAUCAUUGCCACCCUGCACAUCAAGUAUCAGAAGGACAGGGGAUAUGAAGAUGCCAGCAUCAAAAUUCGAGAAAUCUUCCACAAUGCGGGAAUCCACAAUGUGACCAUCCAAUUGGAAAAUGUGGACAUGAAGGACUCCCUGGAGCAGAAGGACUUGCUCUUGCUCUGCAGCUCACCCUGCAUCUCCAAGAGCUGCGCCAAGCAGCUGUGCUGUCCCCCCGGGCCACUGCCCCUGGCCUACGUCAAUGGCUGUGCAGAGCACAAUGGCUAUCCGUCUCUAGAUGCGUACCGAAGUGACAGCCUCAGAAGAGACAUGGCGGAAGUGGCUAUUGAUGUAUCUUCGGGCGGCUAUCUGAGUGGCUAUGGAGAAGCUUGUAAAAGCACCCAGGAGGGCCAACAUUAUAUAAACAACACACACUUUUAA
This is a messenger RNA of Trichechus manatus latirostris (Florida manatee), 1443 nucleotides long. It is a transcript of the gene SLC30A10, whose product is annotated as solute carrier family 30 member 10. The transcript has 4 exons. The record is from RefSeq and is a predicted model, not a curated record. Gene Ontology annotation, molecular function: zinc ion transmembrane transporter activity. Lineage: Eukaryota; Metazoa; Chordata; Mammalia; Sirenia; Trichechidae. Gene Ontology annotation, biological process: manganese ion transport; zinc ion transmembrane transport; detoxification of zinc ion. Gene Ontology annotation, cellular component: membrane. The coding region runs from base 1 to 1443 and encodes 480 amino acids.